Molecule: messenger RNA, 2278 nt
Organism: Ipomoea nil (Japanese morning glory)
Lineage: Eukaryota; Viridiplantae; Streptophyta; Magnoliopsida; Solanales; Convolvulaceae
Product: protein WVD2-like 5
Exons: 9
Coding region: 365-1801 (478 amino acids)
Molecular function (GO): microtubule binding
Source: RefSeq, a predicted model, not a curated record
AAAUACCAAACAGCCAAAACCCUGUUUUGGUAUCUAGGUUGAAUCUAGUGAGAGAAAGAGUGAGAGUUCUUACACAGAGAGAGAGAGAGAGAGAAAGUGAGCUCCUCAUCCAUUUCAACUGUAGGUCCAUAAAUCUCAAGGAAAAAGAGAAGAAAGUUCAUAGAAGAACACCAAAGAACCCAUUUCUAAUUCUCUUCUGGGCUUUCAAAUUUCCAGUUUCUCGGCAACAAAUUCAGCCUCCCCCCCACUGCAAUACUUUCUCUAUCUAGAACCUCUCAGAUCCAUGGUUGAUUCAUUGUCUUUGUGAUUGUUUUAUGGUUCUAGGGUUGUAGUUUAGUGGUUGCAACUUUGCAACUUGCAAAGCAUGACGGAUACAGACACUGACAUACCUCUAUUUGAGAAUGUGGUGGGCUGUGAAAAUGGAGUUCGGCAAGAACUUCCAACUGCUGGGGAAGAAGUUACGGUUGACAAGUCUGAUUGGAUACCCAAUGGCAGUACCACUAUUGAUGAAGUGCAAGGGGACUUUGAGAGUGCUGUGAUUUUGAAGGACGAUGAAGCUGUUGAAACUUCUAUCCAAGAGGUUGGAGAUAAACCAACAAUGCCUCUAUAUAGCAAUGGCAGUGCUGGUUCUAAGGAAUCCAAAGUUAAAAAUUCUGCAGAGCACAAGAGUGAAAAACCACAGAAAGCUCCUGGAAAGCUCAAAAAUGGGAAGCCUUCAAGCACUGGACAUACUGUGGGUUCUGGACUAAAGAAAGGCAACGAUGGAAAACACGGUUUAUCUAGCUCUGUUAUUUCGAAUGGGACCAUCACUUCAGAACCACUGUCGAAACAACCUACUGCUCUCAGUGCAAAGAGCAAAUCAUUUAAUGAGAGGAAAGCUAUUGAGAGAAAUCCUAAGCCAGCACCUUCUAUCGCGAAGGCUAAUCAUUCUAAGCAGACUGAUAAAACAUCUUCCCCAAGUGAUGCACAGCCCGAAGGCCUUGAGGAAAAACCUAAAGUGAAGCCACUGAAGACAGACCCUCCAAAUAAAGCUGAAGUUCCAGCCGAAUCUUCUGUAAGUCCUACUGCUGCAGAUGCCAAGUCGCAUAGAGUGGGUGCACUUCCAAGAUAUGGUUUCAGUUUCAAGUGUGACGAAAGGGCCGAGAAAAGGAAAGAGUUCUACUCUAAACUCGAGGAAAAGAUCCAUGCAAAGGAAAUGGAGCAGAAUAAUUUGCAAGCUAAGUCUAAGGAAACACGAGAAGCUGAGAUCAAAAUGUUUAGAAAGACCUUAUCAUUCAAAGCAACUCCAAUGCCAAGCUUCUAUCAGGAACCUCCACCUCCGAAGGUGGAGCUGAAAAAGAUUCCUCCUACAAGACCCAAAUCUCCCAAGCUUGGUCGGAAAAAAGGGUCUCCUAGUAGGGAAGAGAACAAUGACAACAGCACACGCCCUAGUAGGUUGAGCUUAGAUGAAAAAGGGCCCCGGGAUAGUCCUGCCAAGGGACUUUCUCUUGUUAAUGCUAAAAGGACUCAACGGAAGUCCCUUCCUAAGUUGCCAUCUCAGAAUACCAACUUAACCAGUGAAACAAAGAAAUCUUUCAAUAGCAAGACGAGCCUGUCCAAGGAGGCCAUUGAUGUUGCUUCUCCUCCAAUUACCGAAGCUGCAUCUCAUCAAAAUAGCACAUUUAAGGAGACCAAUGAAACCGGAACUGAUGUUCAGAAACAGGAGGCAACCAUUGUCGAGCCAAAGGAAAACGAUGAAUCUUGUUUUGAUGGUCAAGGACAGAGGACUGUGGUGCAGGAAUCUAUUGCUGUGGACCAUUAAUAGCAAGAACCGGAGGCACAGUUAUAUUUAUUAAGCAGCUGAAAAUCACGCUUUGCCUAAAAUAUUGGAAAAUACGAAUAAGGCUCGAUUCAUUAUAAAAAUGAAGGUUUUAAAACUGUGUCUAGUUGGGCAUGAUGUGUUGUUUUAUCCACAGUCGGAGAUGAGGCUUGGUUUCUGAUGUGUAUUUUCUUAUGAAAUUCAUGAGUGUGGCACUUGGAACUGCAAGCAAUUGCAAGGUUACCAAAUUUGCAAUUUGUUGGUCUUAGUCUUAUGGUUUAGAACUUUAGAUGUAUUCUAGUUUAUAUUUACUCUAGUGAAAAUAUUUUUGAAAUUUUGCCUCGAAACAUUUUAAGAUCCAAGUCUUCAUCAGUUUCAGAAGUUAGGCAAGCAUGUUAAGUCUGUACUGGCCUGUUGAAACUGUGAUGAACAGAGAACUACUGUUUGUUAAUUGCAGUGUAUCUAUAUUUGCUUAAUAUC